Molecule: messenger RNA, 703 nt
Organism: Amoebophrya sp. A25
Lineage: Eukaryota; Dinophyceae; Syndiniales; Amoebophryaceae
Source: the annotation of a GenBank genome assembly
GAAGCGGAAACUUCUUGCACGCAAUGUGCAGCUGCACGAAAGCUCUAUUACUUUGGCCACCGUCUAGUACCUCGCCCUACAGCGGCGGAGGUCCGUGUAGUGCACCGCCACCGAUUCCUGCCCCUGCUCACCGGUACUCUAAUGCCGCCCCCGCCUCACCAAACGUGCAACCAACGUGGAAUAAAUACGAAUGAAUUUCCACGAGAACAAACAGGUGGAUGCGACUUACGUUGUCGUCGAUGUUCAUGCAUUAUUGUUUUGGUUUUUGUUCAUGAUCGCCCAAACGCAACAAAUUAAUGAUGAUAGAUUCCUAUGGAAGGAAAAAAUGUACUCAAACUCAAAAACGACAUCUAAAAAUUUUAUUUGAUUUAAUGUUUAGAUAGUGAACUAGCUAGUUGAAAUGGAGGCCAGAGGCAGCAGAUUCGGUGGCGGCGUGGCCGUGGCGUGGGAUGUAUCACAGGAGACGAAGGCUCGCCUGUGUCAGUUGAUGACUGAAGAUGCAGAGCGAAGUCCCCAGAUCUUUUAUCAUGUUGAAGUGUGGCGCCACGCCACCUGGUGCCACAACGAGAAUGACAAAAGGAGCUUGCGACUUUACCUUGCGUCUCGUCAUCAUCAGACACAGGCCACCUUCAUUGUCUACCUGACGAUCCCCCACGCCGUGGUCUACGCCGACCCAAUCUGCCGCCUCUGGCCUCCAGCUUAA